AUCUAAGCCUGACGAUUAUGAAGGAUCCUAUAAUGAAAAUCCUUAUGGAUCUCGUGAAUUUGAUGAUAAUGAAGGAGAAUACCAUAAUAAAAAUUUAAAACCUCCUAAACCUGACGAUAAUGAAGGAGGAUACGAUAAUAUUUCUGCCCCAUUAAUAGCAACAAUUGCUGCUGAAAACACUGAACAAAUUCAACCAACACAAAUUAAUAUUCAGGUUCAAAAAUCUCCACCUACACCACCGAAUGAUUAUGUGGUGACCACUCGCUUUCAUGUAAUGAUGCCAAAGAUGCCAAGCGGCUUAAUUAAGAAACAUAGAGUAUAUGUCAUUGGUAACAUUAAGGAAUUGGGGAUGUCAACAAAAGGAAUUAUACAACUAAAACAACACAAAAAAAAUUCAAUGUACUGGUAUUCUGAUCCUGUUAGUAUACCACUUUCAGCCUUUCAAGAAGGGCCUAUACAAUAUAGUUAUUUUAUUUAUAAAGGUAAGAAGCGUUUAACAUGGAUAUCCAGACCAUCCAGACUAAAAUCGCAAGAUGAAGAAGACGACCCUGAUAUCACUGUGGGUGAUUGGAUCUCUGAAAAGGUUGAUCAUGAAUUAAUUUCUAAAGAGAAUCAAUAUGAUUUAUGGAAACAAAAUAAUAGUAGCUCUAUGAAUUUGAAGGAUUUAAAAGAGAAUUAUUCAUUUCAUUUUAUGAUUUAUAAUUCUAUAACCCCUGGAAGUUUGAAGGAUAAAAUCAUAGAAUAUCAAGACAUCAAUAAAAGACAUUCGGUUGUACUGGAUAAUGAUAUGACUUUAGAUUUCGUAUUCACAUGUCUUAGUUACUAUAGCACUGUCGAGCAACAAAUAUUUCUAUUUGUGCUAUUAGGCUACAUAAUAAAUGAGAAAAUGGAAUUCAAUCUUCCUAGAAAUUUUCCUUCAGUUAAAUUGUUAGAAGCUUUUAAUGGUGUUAACGAAAAUCAUUUACCUCAUGAUGUUAUUGCAAUGUUGUCAUCAGUUGUCUCUGCUUUAGUGCGUCAUGCUUCAACUUACUCUGCAAAAUUUGAAUGGAUGGAAGCAUUUAGGAUCGCGCCUUUCGCAGAUCCAAAUUAUGCCUUUCUCGAAAAGGUUAAGAAACCUAUAUAUACCAAAGAUAACAUAUUUGAUUUUCAGGACUCUCUAAAUAAAAUUGUCAAGCCAUGCAUGGAUAAUAUUAGUGACGAACAUGAAGAAACUUACGUGAAUGUUUGCAAGACUCUCAUUAAAUUAUGUAAUGAUCUUGGUGUAGUUUUAUUUUUGUGGAAACAUAUCUUCCGUCUUAGUGUAAAACUAGAUGAAGAAUUUAUUCAAUAUUUUCUUGAUCGUAUAAGUAACUUUAUAGCAAGAGACAAUGCUAAAGAAUUAUACAAUCAUCUUGAAGAGAUACCUAUUGAUAUUGACAUCAAUUUUGCUCCACUGUUUCGUGAUAGAGCUUUGUUUUUGUUGCGCAACCCGGGAACUUCUUGGGGCAAGUCUACUCUUGAUGCGAUAUUCAGAUUGCUUCAUCAUACUAGUUUGAGAUGGCAAAAUGCCUCUGUGUUACAAGCAUUUGAAUAUAUUGCAACUUCUCAAAAUCCAGAAUUACUACAGGUUUUUCCAAAUCGACUUGAUAGUUUCCUAAGAGAAGGUCUCAUGGAUGAAAAAGUCAGCAAAAUUUGCGCUCUAUGGCUUAAGAAUUUAUCGUUAUAUAUCAAGAAAGUGCACAACCUUGACAGAAACUUUGUGUUUAUGAUUCUUUAUCAUCUCGAAAUAGUUUAUCAAAUUGCUGCAAAAAAUAACAUCACAUGUGAUGAGCUGUUUGAAGUUGCCGAAAGGGAGAUCAAAGCUCUUUCAGAUGAUGUAAUGUUUUAUGCUGCUACUGAUGCUGAAAAAUUGAAACAAGCAAGAGUUAUAGAUUUCUUUAGCCGUAUACUAAAAGAAAAAUUCGGACCAGAUGUUAGAAACAUUGAUGAUAUUGUUUUUCAUAUAAUGACGAGAUUAUAUGAAAAUUUACCAGAGGCAGAAAUAAAUCCCAACGACACUAAUUUCAUUAAAGCAUUGCUUGCUUCCUCGAAUUUUUGGAUUUAUAUUUUGACAGCUACAGGUUCAACUGAACGACUUUAUAGGCAGAAUGUAUAUGUAAAAAUAGUACAUCAGGCUAUAAUAAAGCUGGUUUUAAAUUUAAGAAAUAUGUCUAUAGAAAUUGGAAUGUUAAAAGAAAUUCUUACUUAUGAUGACGACCGAUUGCUAAAUUUCGUUUCAAUUGUCGAAAACGACAAUGUAUCAUUGAUGAUCGAUAUUACAGUUCUUCAAUCACUCAGAUAUAACUAUAAAGAAUAUAUGGAAAAAUUAAAAAGUCUCGAAAUUUUUUAUAACAAAUUUUGUAAAAGUGCUGUAGAUGUACAAGAUUACAUUGAUGACAUAAAAUCAAAAUUAAAUGUACAAGAAAAAGUUAUUCUUCAGGAUGCGUUCAGCGAACCUUUCUGGAAAAUUCAUCAACCAAUGAUUGACAUAGCACAAAGUGUGUACAUUUAUAUUGAUUCUCAAACAUUCAGGAAUGUGCUUGAUAGACAUUCAAAGGCACGUGGCGUGACUUUAACGGUAGAGUUGCUUGCUACAAGAUUUAUACGUGAAGCUUUUAUAAAAUACAAUAAAAUACGAGCGGAGUAUAGAGAUUGGAUGACACUUGAUUAUACCAGGGUAGGACCAUUUUGGAAAGAUGUUAAAGAUAUAGAUUAUGAACUUGAAUUGAUGUCAAGAGGAAUGAAAUGGUAUCCAAGAGAUGACUUGAAAAAAGCAAUCGGUUAUCUAGAUUAUGUUAAAUUAUGGAGGGAACGAAUCGAUGAUUUAGAAAAAACUUUAAGAAUUUUUAGAGUGCAGAAUGUAGUAGAUACAGUAGUUGGGUGGCAAAUGGCUAUUAAUGAAAUAAAUCGAUCUAUUACUAAUUUUGAUGCCAAUUGUUGGAAAGUAAUAAGAGCAUUGUCUUUUGCUGGCGAUCUUCUCACCUGGCUGUAUACAGUAGCUGAAGUUGAUCUAAGAAAUUUAAUGAACAGUGUAGACGAUGGUUCUGAAGAUCGUGAGGUCCAAGAAAAUACCAUUGCUUCAUUAAUUGAAGUCAAAACGUUUUUGGUACCUUUAAUGAAUAGUAUGAGGAAACUUUAUAAAGAAGGCAAUCCAACACAUACCAUCAUUUAUAAAUUUCUGGAUCAGAUACGGGAUAUUGCAUCAAAAAAUCCUUCUUUAUCCCAGAAAAUUUCUCAAUGUUGUUUAAGCAAUCUCGCCAUUCAGAAUGUAUAUUUUAGUAUAUUAAAUAGAGGAGAGGCGACAAAAAUACGCAUUAGAGAUGUCGCUACGAUAGGUGGAUACAAAUUUUUCCGCGACAAAAAUUAUGAUAAAUGUACUGUAGAGUUGUCUUAUGAAAAACCUUACGAAGAUACUGGUAGGACAAAGACAACAACUCUCGAUCUUUCUAAUCUGCAAGAUGUGCAAGGUCAAGCUCUCCUGAUCGCGAAACAAGCAUCAUUUGCCUACGUAAUGUCCAUGUCAACAGAGAACGAAAACAAUUUAGAGCAAGGCGCAAUUGAACUGAUGAAUUUUGUUCAGCAAAUAAAUAUUGUCCAUCAGAUUGUCAAAAAAGCCUCUCAACUAAUGGAAUUGGGACAUUUUUCCUAUAGAGAAUGGGAGAUGUAUGUGCAUGCCACGGACGAUAUGAAAUCGCAUCUUGAAAAGCUUGAGACCGACCUUCAUGAUUGGUAA
Messenger RNA from Racocetra persica, 3751 nucleotides. The record is from the annotation of a GenBank genome assembly. Lineage: Eukaryota; Fungi; Glomeromycota; Glomeromycetes; Diversisporales; Gigasporaceae.